AUGCCCUCUCCUAUUCCUCUUAAUUGCUUUCUUCCUUUGGAGUUUUCCCCAUCUGUGGAUCUCAGACCCUGCAGCAGCCCCUUGAUUAUCCCUGACACCGACAGCAAAAGCCUCUUGGGAGGAGCUCCUUCGGGCAGGACUCGCCGCUUGCCUCCACGCCUGGCCUGGUGCUCCAUUGACUGGGACCAGCUCUGCCUCCUGCAGCCCCUGGGUUCUGGCGGCUUCGGUUCUGUCUACAAAGCCACCUACCACGGGGUGACUGUGGCCGUGAAGCAGGUGAAGAAGAGCAGCAAGAACCGCCUGGCCUCACGCCAGAGCUUCUGGGCCGAGCUGAACGUGGCCCGGCUGCAGCAUGCCAACGUGGUGCGUGUGGUGGCUGCCAGCACCUGUGCCCCAGCCAGCCAGGACAGCCUGGGCACCGUCAUCAUGGAGUACGUGGGCAGCAUCACCCUGCACCACGUCAUCUACGGCACCGGCGACGCGUGGGGACAGGGCGAGGACGACGAAGGAGGCUGCGGGAGGAAGGCCCUGGGCAUGCGGGAGGCUGUGUGCUACUCCUGUGACAUCAUGGCCGGCUUGGCCUUCCUCCACUCCCAGGGCAUCGUGCACUUGGACUUGAAGCCUGCGAACGUCUUCAUCACCGAGCAGGGAACGUGCAAGAUUGGAGACUUUGGGUGCUCCCAGAAACUGGAGGAGGGCUUGUCCCAGAGCUCCCACGUGUGCCAGCAAGGGGGCACGUACACACACCGUGCCCCUGAGCUCCUCAAAGGGGAGAGGGUGACGGCCAAGGCAGACAUCUACUCCUUUGCCAUCACCCUCUGGCAGAUCGUCAUGCGGGAGCAGCCCUACCUGGGCGAGAGGCAGUACGUGCUCUAUGCUGUGGUGGCCUACAACUUGCGUCCUUCCCUGGCUGCUGCUGUCUUCCACGAGUCACCAGUGGGCCAGAGGCUCCAGAGCAUCAUCAGCUGCUGCUGGAAGGCCAAUGUUGAGGAGCGCCUGAGCGCAACCCAGCUGCUCCCCAAACUCCGGGCUCUCAAGGGGAGCCUCUAG
Dryobates pubescens (Downy woodpecker) is the source of this 1050-nucleotide messenger RNA. It is a transcript of the gene MOS, whose product is annotated as MOS proto-oncogene, serine/threonine kinase. Bases 1 to 1050 code for a protein of 349 amino acids. Gene Ontology annotation, biological process: protein phosphorylation. Lineage: Eukaryota; Metazoa; Chordata; Aves; Piciformes; Picidae. Gene Ontology annotation, molecular function: ATP binding; protein kinase activity. The transcript has a single exon. The record is from RefSeq and is a predicted model, not a curated record.